AUGCUCGACAGUAGCAGUGUUACUGAGGAUGCAAUAUUGGAGCCUGGUGUCGACGAAGGCAUUACCCGCACUGUAAAUGACGUUCUGCUUGGCGUUCGCACGCCGACAGAGAGGGAUGAAAGCUCUUCAAUCGUUACACUCGAGGAUAGCUCAUCAGUCUUUAGUGACACACAAGAGCACGUCGUUCGCAAUCGUCUUCAAUCCGUCAGAAAUAAUCCCACUUCUCCCGUGUGUACUUUUGCUGCACUCCUCUCGCCAUAUCUGGAUACGGCUACUUGGAGCGCGUUACGCCUGACAAAUCGUGCCUGGUACCUCGCUUUAGGCGUUGCAGCACCACCGACGUUUCCGAGCUCGUACCACCUUCCGGUGGAAAUACUUCACUACGUAUACGAUUACCUUAGUCCAAAGGACUUCAAUGCCGUACGCCAUACUUGUCAGCACUGGAUGCGGGCAAGUCUUGAUAAGAAACUGCUGACUACGAUGCUAAGAAGAGGUGGCUGGCUGAGUGGCGCUGAGGAUACCAACUGUAGAGCCCGCAGUGUUUCUUCUCAUCCCAUCGCAGACACUGUUUCGCAAAGCAAGGAAUGGUUACUCAGUCGGCACCUUUCUCGGCAGUGUGCAUUGUCAUCUGGGUGGACCGGGAACGGACUGGACACCAGAGUCGCCAUUACAGAAAGAUCCGAAGUCGACUUUUCUGAGCUAGCCAACGGACAUGCAGGUGGUUUGGUAUUUGCCACAAGUCUCUGCAGCAGAUUCGUGUGCGUAGCACGAGAGACUCUAAUCUACAUCUACGACCUAGAUAAUGGCGUUCCUGUCCCUAUCACGAGUGUCAUCUGUCCAAGAAGGGUCCUCGAGGUAAGCAUGGACGUCUCUUCUGGCCGACACGCAAUCGCGGCCCUCCUCGAAGGACGCAUGGGUCUAGUUUGCGAGCUCCAUUAUGGUCGCACAAUUAGAGGCAACGAUCCUGUUGAGGUUCACGUUGACGUUGAUGGCCAAGAGAAGGGCACCGCAUCAGCAUCUAUCCAGACCAGCUGUGUCAACGACUAUGAGACCGGCGACCACCUGUACUUUCUUUCACCAAGACCAGGCUUUGAAUCGGCCAAGAAGCUGCGUCUCAUAUCUAGUGCAGCUCAUCCAGAAGACCGGCCCGCCAUUAGCCGUAAAUUCUUUGGUCGCCCUACUAUGAGCGCUUUCUGGGGUUCAUUUGGGUUUGAAUCUGCGUCGAACCAACCAGGAUCGCCGAACUGCGAUCACUAUCAUGCUGUUCCCUUGAGCGACGGAUAUCACAUUCUGUUCAUUGACCCAGCCAAUGGCCUACUAACAUUAGGCUGCGACGCACCGCUUAGUGGACCCACGAAACUCCUUCGCAAGAUCACAUUCAUCCCACCGGAAAAGUAUAUGGUACCAAGGCUGUACAUCGCGGCUGCGGACUUGUCUCAGGGUGUUCGCGUCGUUGUGACUUACGGCGAAACCCUCGUGUUGUAUAGCGUUCCCCCGGAUGUCAUUCAACUAUCACAGAUGGAGCAAAAUGUUAAGAGCUGGGAGUCUUACACUGCCUCUACGAACCUAACAUUGAGGCACCAGAGGGAUCAUUGGCUCAACUAG
This is a messenger RNA of Alternaria arborescens, 1605 nucleotides long. RefSeq lists its product as hypothetical. The record is from RefSeq and is a predicted model, not a curated record. Lineage: Eukaryota; Fungi; Ascomycota; Dothideomycetes; Pleosporales; Pleosporaceae. Bases 1 to 1605 code for a protein of 534 amino acids. The transcript is spliced from 2 exons. Gene Ontology annotation, molecular function: protein binding.